Messenger RNA from Impatiens glandulifera, 486 nucleotides. Its product is annotated as DNA-directed RNA polymerase subunit alpha-like. NCBI's taxonomy places the organism in Eukaryota, Viridiplantae, Streptophyta, Magnoliopsida, Ericales, Balsaminaceae. The transcript has a single exon. The coding region runs from base 1 to 486 and encodes 161 amino acids. Gene Ontology annotation, molecular function: DNA-directed RNA polymerase activity; protein dimerization activity. The record is from RefSeq and is a predicted model, not a curated record. Gene Ontology annotation, biological process: DNA-templated transcription.
AUGAGAAAAUGCGAUUUGAGAGGACCACCAGCUAGAGAAGAAGAAAGAUUUGUAUGGACUUCUCAAGAUAUCAUCUUACCGCCUUAUGUGAAAAUUGUUGAUAAUACACAACAUAUAGCUAGCUUGACGGAACCUAUGGAUUUUUGUAUAGGAUUACAAAUUGAGAGGAAUCGAGGAUAUCGUAUAAAAAGUCUACAUAGCUUUCAAGACAGAAGUUAUCCUAUAGAUGCUGUAUUCAUGCCUGUUCGAAAUGCGAAUCAUAGUAUUCAUUCUUAUGGAAAUGGGAACGAAAAACAAGAGAUACUUUUUCUCGAAAUAUGGACAAAUGGAAGUUUAACUCCUAAAGAAGCACUUCAUGAAGCUUCCCGCAAUUUGAUUGAUUUAUUUAUUCCCUUUUUACAUAUGGAAGAAAAAAAUUUCCAUUUAGAGGACAAUUUUUGCCUAAAUUGCGGAGUAAAUGGGCUUCUAAAUGCGAUAUUUCGUUAG